Messenger RNA from Lodderomyces jiufengensis, 516 nucleotides. Its product is annotated as 3-hydroxyanthranilate 3,4-dioxygenase. The transcript has a single exon. Lineage: Eukaryota; Fungi; Ascomycota; Pichiomycetes; Serinales; Debaryomycetaceae. The record is from RefSeq and is a predicted model, not a curated record. Gene Ontology annotation, cellular component: cytoplasm. Bases 1 to 516 code for a protein of 171 amino acids. Gene Ontology annotation, biological process: 'de novo' NAD+ biosynthetic process from L-tryptophan; quinolinate metabolic process. Gene Ontology annotation, molecular function: 3-hydroxyanthranilate 3,4-dioxygenase activity; iron ion binding.
AUGGUGCUUCCACAACCAAUUAACAUCAAAAAAUGGAUAGAAGAAAAUGAAAACCUAUUGAAACCACCAGUAAAUAAUUAUUGUUUACAUAGAGGUGGUUUUACAACAAUGAUUGUUGGUGGUCCAAAUGAAAGAAGUGAUUAUCAUAUAAAUCAAACCCCAGAAUAUUUUUAUCAACAUAAAGGAGCUAUAUGUUUGAAAGUAGUUGAUGAUGGUGAAUUCAAAGAUAUUUGGAUUCAAGAAGGUGAUCUGUUUUUGUUACCAUCAAACAUUCCACAUAAUCCUUGUAGAUUUACUGAUACUAUUGGAAUUGUUGUUGAACAAGAUAGACCAAAGGGAGUCAAUGAUGGAAUUAGAUGGUAUUGUUCCAAUUGUAACGAAAUAGUUUACGAGAAGGAAUUUUAUUUAACUGAUUUAGGUACUCAAAUUAAAGAAGCAAUUUUAGAAUUUGAUUCAGAUAUUAAAAAUAAAACAUGUUCAAAAUGUGGUACAAUUAAUUCUUCAAAAAGAGAUUAA